AUGUCCUUCCAUUUAGAGAAAUCGGAUGAAAUCAAGUCUAUAAAAUUUACCCCUUCUAAAUAUUUGGUUGUAAAAUCCAAACUAAUUUCUAACGACCAAAAGAUCUUCAUCAAUAUUGUUCAUCAUGACAAAUAUCCAUUUCCCCCUGAUAUCAAAUUUGAUCCCAGUAUUGUCUACCCGUUAAUCAUAAAUAACCAAUGGGAAAUACCUAUAAUUACAACAUCAUAUGUGGAAAGUACUGAUAAAAAGGGACACCCGUGUUUAGUUUGGGAUUGUUGUAUAAAUAGUGAAUGUGAAAAAUGGUGUGCAGCAAACGAUCAAUUAAAAGACAUAUUAAUAGAGUGGUGCAUAGAAAGUUGUGAAUUAAGAUCUAGCUUGGAAAUUGAUAGGGACGAUUUGAAGUUCCCUAAAUUGAAGUAUAAGGGGGACAUAGUAAGAGAAAUCGAAUUGUUAGAAGAAGAUAUUGUAAAUAUAGAUAAAUCUAGUAAGAACGACGGCAACAAUACUGAUAAAGACAACAAAACUUUAGCUACUGCUAAGGAUAGCACUGUUGAAUUUUUAGAAUUGAAAAGACAAUAUGAAGGGGGAAAUGUAGAUAAUGGAGAUGAUGUAUUACCUGAGUUAUUAUUACCCAAUCAACACCCUCAUAAAAAUGCUAGUGUUGACAAAAGUGAUAUGAAAAAUGAUAUUUCAGCUUCCAAUAACCCCCCCUUGAUCCAAGAACUUGACAGUACAGAAAAAGAUUUAAUGUUAAAAAAAAACUUUCUUGUAAAAGAAAAACAACAGAAACAAAAAUCACAAGAAAUCAGCCUUUUUAGAUAUUCUGUCAAAAUGGGCAAGCCAUCCAAGCCUACAGCUCCAUAUAAAUUGAAAAUUGAAAUUACCACAAAUAUGCAAAACGUUACCUCAUUGGAUUUUACUGUGAAUUAUGCUGAUUAUACAAAUACUGUGACUGUUAAAAACACAAACACGCAUCGAUACAAGGAAAAAUCCUUGGAUAUUCCAUUACCAUCAUUAUACAAAAGCUCAUCUGAUUAUGUCGAUAAUUUUAAAGUUUUUUUUUUAAAAAAAUCACAAACAUUAUACAUAUUCAUAUGA
Messenger RNA from Saccharomycodes ludwigii, 1098 nucleotides. RefSeq names its product Pih1p (gene PIH1). Bases 1 to 1098 code for a protein of 365 amino acids. Gene Ontology annotation, biological process: rRNA processing; box C/D snoRNP assembly. The record is from RefSeq and is a predicted model, not a curated record. Lineage: Eukaryota; Fungi; Ascomycota; Saccharomycetes; Saccharomycodales; Saccharomycodaceae. The transcript has a single exon. Gene Ontology annotation, cellular component: R2TP complex; cytoplasm; ribonucleoprotein complex.